Messenger RNA from Mugil cephalus (flathead mullet), 4524 nucleotides. It is a transcript of the gene eya1, whose product is annotated as EYA transcriptional coactivator and phosphatase 1. The record is from RefSeq and is a predicted model, not a curated record. Bases 368 to 2212 code for a protein of 614 amino acids. Gene Ontology annotation, biological process: cell differentiation; negative regulation of extrinsic apoptotic signaling pathway in absence of ligand; positive regulation of DNA repair. The transcript has 18 exons. Gene Ontology annotation, molecular function: protein tyrosine phosphatase activity. NCBI's taxonomy places the organism in Eukaryota, Metazoa, Chordata, Actinopteri, Mugiliformes, Mugilidae. Gene Ontology annotation, cellular component: nucleus.
CCCUCCCUCUUGCUCUCUCUCACUCUCUCUCUUUUUCCCCCCCGUUCCUCAGACACUCACUAGUCACUGCCUGAAGCAGUAAUCGGACAACUCUCUUUCUCAAUAGGACCGAGUCUCCUGAGAUACCACGCGGGGCUCCAUGGGUUCCAACACCUAAAAUGAAAAAGAAAAAAGCAGUCUUGUAGUUUACAUUCGCUGUGCUACAGACUCCACCGAGAACUGUUUCAGAAAGUUCUGCUGUCCGUUUGGUUGCUGGACUGAAUGAUCUUUAUCUAGAAGACUUUUUUUUUUUCUUUUUUUAAAAAAAACAAAACAAGAAGACAUAAGAAGGGAUAAAAACACAGGGAUUCAACCAUAAUUGUAGUCUAUGGAAAUGCAGGAUCUAGCCAGUCCUCACAGCCGAGUAAGUGGUAGCAGUGAAUCUCCUAGUGGUCCUAACCUCGACAACUCGCACAUCAGUAACAAUUCCAUGACACCCAAUGGCACUGAAGGUGAUAACAUCACAAUGCUUACCACUGCAGACUGGUUGUUAGGUUCUAACUCUCAGUCGGCUGCAGUUAAAACAGAGCCAAUGAGCAGCAGCGAAAUCGCCUCCUCGGUAGCAGACACGUCGCUAGACAGCUUCUCAGGAUCAGCUAUUGGAACCAGUGGCUUCAGCCCAAGACAAACUCACCAGUUCUCUCCACAGAUUUACCCUUCCAACAGAACGUAUCCGCAUAUUCUUCCUACCCCUUCAUCCCAAAAUAUGGCUGCGUAUGGACAGACGCAGUACACCACAGGAAUGCAGCAGGCCGCAGCUUAUGCUAGCUACCCCCAGCCUGGCCAGCCCUAUGGCAUCCCAGCUUACGGUCCAUUGUGGGCAGGCAUAAAGACGGAGGGGGGUUUGAGCCAGUCCCAAUCCCCAGGACAAGCGGGCUUCCUAAGCUACAGCUCUGGCUUCACCACGCCACAGACGGGACAAGCCCCCUACAGCUACCAGAUGCAGGGUGGUACUUUCACAACAACGUCGGGGUUGUACGCGGGAAACAACUCCCUGACAAACUCGACCGGCUUCAACAGCACACAACAGGAGUACCCCAAUUAUCCCGCCUUUGGCCAGAGCCAGUACGCUCAGUAUUACAACAGCUCACCCUACACUUCGCCCUACAUGACGAGUAACAACACCAGCCCCAGCACGCCCUCCACCACCACCACCUACACCCUCCAGGAGCCACCUGCCGCCGUCACCAGCCAAGCCCUCACAGACAACCCCGCCGUUGAGUACAGUACCAUCCACAGUCCAUCAACCCCCAUUAAAGAUUCAGAUUCGGAUCGAUUGCGCCGGGCCUCGGAUGGAAAGUCACGUGGCCGUGGAAGAAGGAACAACAACCCAUCACCGCCGCCCGACUCUGACCUUGAGCGAGUUUUCAUCUGGGACCUGGAUGAAACAAUCAUCGUUUUCCAUUCCUUGCUCACGGGUUCUUAUGCCAACAGAUACGGACGGGAUCCACCGACAUCUGUAUCACUAGGCCUGAGGAUGGAAGAGAUGAUCUUCAACUUGGCCGACACACACUUAUUCUUCAACGACUUAGAGGAAUGUGACCAGGUUCACAUCGAUGACGUGUCCUCCGACGACAACGGUCAGGACCUAAGCACGUAUAACUUCAGCGCCGACGGCUUCCAUGCGGCGGCCACCAGUGCCAACCUGUGUCUGGCCACGGGCGUGCGCGGAGGCGUGGACUGGAUGAGAAAGCUGGCCUUCCGCUACAGACGAGUAAAAGAAAUCUACACCACCUACAAAAAUAACGUCGGAGGUCUGCUGGGCCCGGCCAAAAGGGAAGCCUGGUUGCAAUUGCGAGCAGAAAUUGAAGCCUUGACGGACUCCUGGUUAACACUGGCACUGAAAGCACUAACAUUAAUCCACUCAAGGUCAAACUGUGUGAAUAUCCUGGUGACCACCACGCAGCUCAUCCCUGCCCUGGCUAAGGUCCUGCUCUACGGCCUGGGAAUCGUCUUUCCCAUCGAGAAUAUUUAUAGUGCAACCAAAAUAGGGAAGGAGAGCUGCUUCGAGAGAGUAAUUCAGAGGUUCGGGAGGAAAGUUGUUUACAUUGUUGUUGGAGAUGGAGUGGAAGAGGAGCAAGGCUCAAAAAAGCACAACAUGCCCUUCUGGAGGAUCUCCAGCCAUUCAGACCUCAUGGCCCUCCACCACGCUCUAGACCUGGAAUACUUGUAGCACUACACCACCACCGUCGGGACGCCCUGCUCCGCCUCAGCGCACCACGCAACCUUUCACCUUCGCCCUCCAGCCCCGUCCCACGCUUGCCGCACAGACCCCGCGCCUCUGGGAAAAAAAAAAAGAAAAGAAGAAGAAGAAGAAGUAGAAGAAGAAGAAGAAGCCCCACCUCCAACCCCCUUGUGCUGCCUGGCGUCUGUCUUUCACUACAUGCGAAGAAAAGAAGAGAAAAAAGAAGGCAGAGCACGCGGUUAAUGUGCUGACAUACGGUCACACAUCGUCUUAACCCUUUUUUUUUUUUUUUUUUUUCUGCGAGGCGAAGGAGAGAGAGAGAGAGAGUGGUGAAUUUACGGCGCUGCAGCUGCUCGCCCUGGUUACUGUGAAUCGGCCGCUCUCCGGAGCUGUCAGAGUGUUUUACGGCCUCCUGUUUGUGCCGGGGACUCCAUCAGGGUUCACACCUGCGGAGGAGAGCCGAGCUACUGAAGGCCUGGCCUGCCUCGCCCCCCCACCUCGCCCCCCACACCUCGCCCCCCCCACCUCGCCACGAAAAAAAAAAACUCAGCUACAGUAGAUCACGGGCCCACGACUACUGCUGGUGACGUUUCUCCAUCCCUUCAGCUCUUCACACGCCCCCACCCUCCACCCUCCACCCCUCCACCCUCUCAUUUCUGUUCCUCAUCUGUUUACAUACGUUACAGUCUCACCUCCAUCGCGGGACAGACACACAAAGCAGCGACUGCUCCUCUGUUAAGCGCCGGGCCUGGGAGGCUCCUGCGCUCCUUUAUUUAUGAACAGAGACUUUGUGAGCGGCCGCCGAGAAGGUACCUCCACGACAAAAAGACUCGUGCCUUUUACAAAGUACUAUUGAUUUCCGACGCAGCGAGAGGAACACGUUCAUGGAAGACGGAUAAAAAAAGAGAAAAAAAAAGAAAAAAAAGGGGGUUUUCUAAUAAUUUAAGAAAAUUAACAAAAAACUUUAUUUACAAUGCUGAGACAAUCGUGUACAGAGGAAAUCUUUUUUUUUUUGUGUGUGUGUAAGUUUGUAAUCACUGGACUAUUCCUUCCUAUAUUCAUUUAGGUACAUGCUCUUGAAAGGUGGCAAUGCUUUUUUUUUUUUUUUUUUUUUUUCAUUGAAGUAAAGAAAAAAAUAAAUAAAUGAAAAGGCAUCCCAUCGCACAUAAGCUGGUGCGGCGACGCCUGAACGUGUUGAUGUGUUUCGAGUUAUAAACAAAUAUGUAGAUAAUGGGAUUUUGUGAUAAAUUGUUUUGUCAAGACCAAAAGCAUGGAUGUCAAGUGUCAAGGACCUUUUCUGUUUUCUGAUUCUGUGAUGUUUCUCGUCCUCACCGGAAACUGCAGUCACAUCUUUAUAUAGAAUAACAAGCCUCCUCUACUAUAAGUCCUUUUUGGACACACAUUUCAAAGGGAAAUUAUUAUUAUUUUUUUUUUGUUAUUCAAAAAGGUAGCUCACAACUUGUGUCCUUGUGGCAUUUCACCAGCUUGCAGCCCUGACCCCGUACAUUUCAAACUUAAUUCUGACGAGUUUUAGCGAAAGGCGACUUCCUGCCUCCACAAAUUUGAAUAAAAUCCGACAUUUAAAAAAAAACUAAAUGAAUAAAAUAAAAGCAGGCUUGAAUAGGUUUUAUUAUCUUUUAUACAAGCACUAUAACAACUCUUGUACAGCAAGCGUAAUUUUGUAUGAUGUAGUGUUUUUAUUUCGACUUUGGAAAUAUAUUCUGUGUCCCACUUUGAAGUAGCCGAAAUACACACGAAGCCCUCCUCCGUGGUGCUCCUGCAUCUGUGGACGGGGGAAACCAUAAUUAGCGCUGAGAGAAAAGCCACUAACGUCGAGGGGUUUGUGAACGUACAGGACAUGUGCUAUCGACUGUGAAUUUCUUAAAACGGGGGCCGACGUUUGUCGCGCCUCCGAUUUUCUUUCCCUCCUUUGCACAUGAUCACUGUCGGCCUUUGCGUUUCGAUUCAGAUCUGCCCCCACCUCCCCUCCACCCCCUUCCAUCUUCCCUAAAACAACACCCCACCCCCCGUCCCCUCCCAACCUGCGCUCCGGGGUACCUACAUAUUGCUGCUAGAUCAAGGUAAUGGUAGCUAAAUAGAGGAAAUGUUUUAUAGAUUCAUACAGCACGCUUUUUUUAUUAUGUUGCAGUCAUAAAUGCAAACUGGAAAUACUUUACAGUACAUGGGCCUCAUUGUGAAAAACGCAAAAGAUUGUCGUGUCUGCAAAAUAUGUGUACAGAUGUUUUUGACAUUAUUAUUUGAUUGUGUUUAAAUUAAUAAAACUGAUUUGUGAACUGUUA